AUGCUCCUCUCGCGCUCCAUCAGCGCGGCGCGCUCGGCCUCGCCACGCCUCGCGCGCCGACUGGCAACAGCGACCACCGCCCCCACCUCCCCCUCCCCAGCCGACCUCGCAGCCCGCGUAGCAGCCGCCAUCACGCCGCAGACCGUGUCCGCGUACGCGCGCGACGGCGCCGUGGUGGUGCGUAACCUCUUCACUGCCGACGAGAUUGCCGCUCUGGCGGCGGGGAUAGACAACAACGUCGCGAAUCCGUCCCCGCGGGCCAAGGUCGCCUCCUCCCCCACCGAUCCGGGAUGGUUCUUCGAGGACUUUUGUAACUGGCCUACGCACGCCGCGUACCGGUCGUUCAUCGCGCGCUCGCCCGCGUCGAGCGCGGCCGGCGCGCUCAUGGCCUCGAACACCGCAAGACUAUACCACGACCACCUGCUGGUCAAGGAGCCGGGCACGCGCCAGCGCACGCCGUGGCACCAGGACCAGCCGUACUACAACAUCGAGGGGCAGCAGAGCGUGUCCAUGUGGAUCCCUGUCGACAAGGUCGACCAGGCAGCGACGCUCGAGUUUGUGGCCGGCUCGCACAGGGGGCCCUGGCUCAUGCCCCGCACGUUUAUGGACAACGAGGCCAAGUGGUUCCCCGAGGGCUCGUUGGCCGACCUGCCGGAUAUCGAGGCUGACCGCGGCGCGUUCGAGAUCAAGAAGUGGGCCUUGGAGCCGGGCGACAUGGUCGCGUUCCACAUGCUCACGCUGCACGCGAGCGCUGGCGCUACGGCGCGCCGGCGCGCCUUCUCGCUGAGGUUUAUUGGCGACGACGUGCGCCAUGCCCCCCGCCGGUGGAAGACGAGCCCCGACUUUCCUGGCCUCGCGGACGAGCUCGCGCCCGGAGCUGUCAUGGAGCAUCCUCUCUUCCCCGUCGUGUGGUCACGCGACGGCGGACAGGUGGCGAUUUAG
Messenger RNA from Vanrija pseudolonga, 942 nucleotides. RefSeq lists its product as uncharacterized. The transcript has a single exon. Bases 1 to 942 code for a protein of 313 amino acids. Lineage: Eukaryota; Fungi; Basidiomycota; Tremellomycetes; Trichosporonales; Trichosporonaceae. The record is from RefSeq and is a predicted model, not a curated record.